Messenger RNA from Centropristis striata (black sea bass), 4824 nucleotides. RefSeq names its product band 4.1-like protein 3. The transcript has 26 exons. Gene Ontology annotation, cellular component: plasma membrane; cytoskeleton. The coding region runs from base 121 to 3738 and encodes 1205 amino acids. Lineage: Eukaryota; Metazoa; Chordata; Actinopteri; Perciformes; Serranidae. Gene Ontology annotation, biological process: cortical actin cytoskeleton organization. Gene Ontology annotation, molecular function: actin binding; structural molecule activity. The record is from RefSeq and is a predicted model, not a curated record.
GGCGGAGAGGGGGAACUGCUGCAGCAGAGUAGCAGCACCGCUGUCAGGAAACAGGAGCCCACUACGAAUGCAAGUCGCAUAAACGAGCAGAACGAGGACGCUUUACCUGCGUGAUUUACCAUGACAACUGAAUCAGGCGCAGACUCGGAGGCCAAGCAGCCGCAGGAGAACAAGGAGAAGGGCAAAGCUAAAGCAGCAGCCGAACCCACCUCGCCUCAGAACCUGCCGGAGCAGCUUCCCGCCGCUGCCGGACACAGCACCCCGGCCAGGAAAGAACAGGAGCAGCAGGAGGUGGACCAGGUGUCCCACAGGUCAUCCACCAGUCGUCUGUCCAGGUCUCCUUUGAGAGGAGUGAAGAAGGUGAAGAUCAUGCAGUGUAAAGUCACCCUGCUGGACGGCACCGACUUCACACUCGAUGUGGAGAAACGAGCCAAGGGCCAAAUUCUAUUCGAAAAAGUGUGUGACCAUCUCAAUCUUCUGGAGAGAGACUACUUUGGCAUCACAUACAGAGAUGUAGAUAAUCAGAAGAAUUGGUUAGACCCUUCCAAGGAGCUAAAGAAGCAGAUCAGGACCGGUCCCUGGAACUUUGCUUUCAACGUGAAGUUUUACCCCCCAGACCCCUCCCAGCUGACUGAGGAUAUCACAAGGUACUACCUGUGUCUGCAGCUGAGAGACGAUGUGGUUUCAGGCCGCCUGCCCUGCUCCUUUGCCACCCACACGGUGCUGGGCUCCUACACGGUCCAGUCUGAACUGGGAGACUACGACCCCGAGGAAUUAGGCAGCGACUACAUCAGCGAACUGCGCUUCGCACCCAACCAAACCAAAGAGCUGGAGGAGAAGGUCAUGGAGCUCCACAAGAGCUACAAGGGGAUGACUCCAGCCGAAGCAGAGAUGCACUUCCUGGAAAAUGCCAAGAAGCUGUCCAUGUAUGGCGUGGACCUCCACCACGCUAAGUUGAUAGGGAGUCUCUAUGAAUGCUUGGCUCCAGCUGAGGGAGAGGACUCUGAGGGAGUGGAGAUCAUGUUGGGAGUUUGUUCAAGUGGCCUGCUCAUCUACAGAGACAGGUUGCGGAUCAACAGGUUCGCUUGGCCCAAAAUCCUCAAGAUCUCCUACAAGAGGAACAACUUCUACAUCAAAAUCCGGCCUGGCGAGUUUGAGCAGUUUGAAAGCACAAUCGGUUUCAAGCUUCCAAAUCAUCGUGCUGCCAAAAGGCUCUGGAAGGUCUGUGUGGAGCACCACACCUUCUUCAGGCUCGUGUCCCCCGAGGCACCCCCCAAGAAGUUCCUGAGCCUCGGCUCCAAGUUUCGCUACAGCGGCAGAACGCAGGCUCAGACCCGCCGGGCCAGCUCCCAGAUCAUCAGACCCGCUCCGCUCUUCGAACGCUCCUCCAGCAAACGCUACAACAUGUCCCGCAGCUUAGACGGAGCACCCAUCAUGGAGAACCACGAGACUCUCAUGAGGGACAGUGCUGCUGACGGGGCCGCCAAAGUCAUUGCCAAGGGAGACAUUAUCACAACAGUAACGACAGAGAAGAAGGCCGAGGAGGAGAAGGCUGAGCAGGAGGACGCUCAGACGGCUGCUGUAGAGACGCCAGAUGCUGCUGACGCAACACCGCUCAGACACGACACAAAGUGCUCCCCUAGUGCAUACACAAACGACCCCCUCCGCUCUGAGCUCUCACUCCCCUCAUCUCCCGUUUUAUCCACUAAAGUACGGCGGAGGCGCAGGGAGAACGCACGUAAGCGGGCCUCGUCGGUCAGUCCGGCCAAGAGCAGCGCUGGCUGCCGGCGCCGACAAGCUCAGGCGGACCGCAAAGCCGCCCUGCUGGACGAGCAGGUGCUGCUGCUCUCAGCCCGCAAGCAGAGGCUGGAGCAGGGCAAGAGCCGCGGCGGCACGCUCUUCUCCUUCUCCCUGCACCUGCCCGACCUGUCCUCCUUCCUGGACGAGGACGGCUACAUCACCUUCCCCGAUCUGUCAGAGAUGCGCUUCCUCCCCAUGUGCGCGCAGAACUUCCUGCCCAUUAAGUCACCUUCCAUCAUCCCCUGCUUCCUCUUCAUCUUCUUCUUCCUGCUGUCCACCUCCUUUUCCGUCCCCUACGCCCUCACCCUCUCCUUCCCCCUGGCGCUGUGCCUCUGCUACCUGGAGCCCAAGGCAGCCUCCCUGACCGCCUCCAUAGCCCAGGGCUACCAUGACCAUGACAGUUCAGAGGAAGAGGAGACCGACAGCGAACAAACUGACUUUGCUUUUGACGGAGAGAUGACCGCCACUGAGUCGGACGUGGAUGAGGACUCUGAGAUGCGGACUCAGGACACCACGCCUCCUGAAGAGAUGGUCAAGCACCAGACCAACAUCAGCGAGCUGAAGCGCUCCUUCCUGGAGACGGGUGACAGCGCGCCAGGUCUGACAGAAUGGGAGAAGAGGCUUUCCUCGUCCCCCGCGCGCUCACCAAGGUCGGACGAACCUCCGAUGAUCGAGCCGCUGGAGCCGCAGGACGCUAAAGAUGAGCAGCCUGCAGAAGAAGAGACAAAAGAGGUGGUGGAACCUAAAGCUACUGAGGCGGCAGGAUAUCUGGUGAAAUACGUGGUGGAUAGUAUCGUAACCGAUUUGGCCUCCUCCUCGGGGCCGCACGGGAUUAGCCUGUCAACCACAAUGGACGACGACGUCUUCAUGGACGGGACCCUCAGGGAGGUGGAGGAGAAAACCCCCGACUCCCAGGAGGAGGUGUCGGAGAGGGCAGAGAUGAAGGUCAGCCCCGGGGCUGUCAGACAGGAAGUGUCCCAGGCCAUCAGCGACAAGAAAGGCACGCUCAUUAUCUUGAAGGAGGCGGAGGAUAAAGAAACGAGCGCUGCGGAGGAAGAAGAGGAGCCUGGCGUCCCCGGAGAGGCCGAAGCUGAGGAGGAUGAAAUGCUGUCUGCCUCUAAAGAGAAAGAAUCCAUCGAAGACGGCACUUCUCUCGUUACAGAAACUAAGACAAAGACGCCGAGUCCGAAGAUAGAGAUAAAAACUGAUGACAUGACUCAGAUUAAAGGUUUUGACUCGCCUAAAAAGGCCAUGGCAUCGUGGAUAUCUGAGGAGGUGAAGACCGAGGCCGUGGAGGUCAUCAGCGUGUUGACGGCGGAAGUAAAAGAGACGAAGACUUCUGACGGCGUGCAGCAGAGCACAGAAAUCUUCACUUUCGAAGAGGUCCAAACAGAGCAGUCAAAGCCCAGCGUGACUCAGAUUACACUUUCUGAAUCUACAACUACAUCCUUAGCAGUGUCUACGCUGGGAUGGGUUUCCUCCUCUGAAAAGACAUCAGCUGAACCGGAGGAGAAGGCGCUGGUGGAGAUGGAGGCAGCACCAGCCGAUACGACAGGGCCAACGAGUCUCAAUGCUGUCGAGGUGGGAACCAAAGAGAUGCCUGUAGUCCACACAGAGACAAAAACUAUCACCUAUGAGUCUGCAGAGGUUGACACUAAUGGUGACGUCGACCCUGGGGUGUUGCUGAGUGCUCAGACUAUCACCUCGGAAACCACCAGUACCACAACAACCACACACAUCACAAAGACGGUUAAAGGAGGAAUAUCAGAGACGAGAAUUGAGAAAAGGAUCGUCAUCACAGGAGAUACAGACAUCGACCAUGAUCAGGCUCUGGCUCAGGCCAUAAAGGAGGCUAAAGAACAGCAUCCUGACAUGUCAGUGACCAAAGUAGUGGUACAUAAAGAGACAGAGAUCACGCCAGAGGAGGGGGAGGACUGACCCAGGAGUAACACUGAGGGCUGUUUUCUGUUCAACCUCCCAGAAUCCAACAUCCAGAACUCCACAUAUUACUCCAGGACUCUCAGAAGACUAGAAAGGCUCCUACUCUCCAAAUGCUGCAGCUCGCCGCUAGUCGCAACCAUCACCUGCAAACUACAUAAAUGCAUCUUGCAUGAGAAGGACGCAAUGUUGCAUUAUCAAACAAAUGGCAAGAUUACUAAAAAAACGAUUUUAAAUAAUGGUUCUCGAUCCACCUGCACGCCGAAUCCCUGUGUGCGGCAAGCAAACCGUUUGCUUUCACUGCCUUAUGACUUUAAUGCAUUUUUAUGAUUAUUGAGAAUAAUUAUUGUAGCAACAUUUUAUUUAUGAAAUAAAGCCAUCACUCCAGAAACUUAAAUCGCUGUAGGCUGUAUAUGUUAGGGUGCAUAGACUAUUUAACCUUGCUGUAGAAGUGCCAACCUCAUUUGCCAGCAAGCAUCGCCUCUCUCACUCCGACAACCUCAUGAUUUUUCCGUCAGGUAUGCCACUACAGAAAUCACUACAGCCCAGUCCUGUACAUAUCGACGCUUUCCUAGGAGAAUAGCAAAUUAUCUUUCACGGUUGAUUUUUGUCACGUCUACUUGAAUUGCAUUUUUCCUUUUUAAUGAUUUCAGUAUUUUAUCAUUUCUCAUCAAUUGAUUCCACCAAGAAGUUUUUUUUCUUUUUUUUUUGGAAUCAACAACAAAUAGAUUUUUAUGUGCCUGUGCAGGCUUUGAAUGUUCUCCAGGGUAGAUGAUCGGCUGCAGCACAAGUCCCAGGUUCGUGUGACUGUGAGGCAAAGGGCUCAGACUGCCGAGCUCUGCCCGAAUUAGAUGCAAAGCCAAGAGAGAUCUGUCAAACCCCCCGUCCCAUCCCGUCCCCUCCCCUUCCAUCCUGAACAUGUCAACUGUAUGCGUCCCUCAUGUGUCCAACUGUAUCUCAAUAACCGAGUAUUGUUCGUGUACAGCCAUGUUUUCCUCAAAAUGGUGAAAUAAAAGUGGCAAAUGCAUUUGUUUUUAAUUUGCUGUUUUCUUCUCAAAUAAUAAAAUGUUGACCACCGAACUAAAA